Molecule: messenger RNA, 1169 nt
Organism: Anopheles maculipalpis
Lineage: Eukaryota; Metazoa; Arthropoda; Insecta; Diptera; Culicidae
Gene: ZnT35C
Product: zinc transporter 2
Exons: 8
Coding region: 1-1167 (388 amino acids)
Biological process (GO): zinc ion transmembrane transport; response to zinc ion
Cellular component (GO): plasma membrane
Molecular function (GO): zinc ion transmembrane transporter activity
Source: RefSeq, a predicted model, not a curated record
AUGGACAAGGAUCAGCAAAAACAACCGUUGGUUAUCGAAUACCGGAAAAACUAUGGGACGUCUGCCAGCUCGCAACCGUUCCUGCCGGUGGCAGCUUCCCAGCCGCCCGGCUCAUCGGAACAACCCGGCCCGCAACGGUCCAUCAUCUACUGCGUGCACGGACAGCUGGCCGAUUCCUGCUGCGAGCUGCCAAACGAGCUCAGCAUCAGAAAGAUUGACUCGCAUUGUCACAAGCCACGGCAGGAAGGGAUCGAUAAGAUAGCACGGAAGAAGCUCAUGCUGGCGAGUGUGCUUUGCGUCAUUUUUAUGAUUGCUGAGAUAAUAGGUGGUAUUUACUCCAACAGUCUUGCUAUCGCGACAGAUGCAGCCCAUCUUAUGGCGGACUUGGCCAGCUUUAUGAUAUCCCUGCUUGCCCUGUGGAUAGCGGCGAGACCCUCGACGAAGCGGCUUUCUUUCGGCUGGUACCGAGCGGAAGUAAUCGGUGCAUUAGUGUCGGUGUUAAUGAUUUGGGUGGUGACGGCAAUCUUGUUCUAUCUGGCAGUUCUACGAACGAUCAACAGAGACUUCGAGCUGGAUGGUGAAGUAAUGCUGAUAACAUCCGGUUUAGGAAUAUUGGUGAAUGUGAUCAUGGGCGCUACACUGCAUAACCACGGUCACAGCCAUGCAGGGGGUGGGCAUCACGAGGAGGAAAACAUCAACGUUCGGGCAGCAUUCAUCCAUGUGCUGAGUGAUUUCGUGCAGAGCUUGGGCGUAUUUAUAGCGGCGUUGGUGAUUUAUUUCAAGCCCGACUGGAACAUCAUUGAUCCGAUCUGCACGUUCGUGUUUUCGCUGCUGGUGCUUGGCACGACGAUUGCCAUCAUGCGAGAUGCAAUUGUGGUUCUUAUGGAGGGCACCCCGAAGUAUCUCGAUUACACCGAAGUUAUGCAAACGUUUCUGCAAAUUGAGGGCGUCGUAAGAGUACACAAUCUGCGCAUUUGGGCUCUCAGUAUCAACAAGAUAGCACUCGCUGCUCAUUUAGCUGUCGAGCCAACCACCAACACGGAGCUCGUCCUGCGGGAAGCCACACAAACGGUUCACGCCAAGUACAAAUUUUUCGAAACAACGCUGCAGAUAGAAGAGUUUCAGCCCGAUAUGGAAGAUUGCAAUCAGUGUUCGAAUCCAAUUUAGUG